UCCAGCAUAGCCCAUGUCACGAGUUGCCGCAGCUGUUUUAUACACAAACCGAAUCUCUCCUCGCCCACCUGCUCGACUCAUACCGCAUCCUCAACCCACUUGCUCUUCUGCGACGAUCCCAAAAACCAAAACCUUUACUUGACCCCCCAAAUCUCAACCGCAGCCGCCUACUUUGCGACUCACCUGGUCUCCCCACGCCAUAGCUAGCAGCCUUUCCAGCUGCUGCCCGUCAUGUCCUCACAGGCUGUUCCGGACACCCAGCUAGGGCUCACCAACGAGGAGAUCCAGCUGCUUCGCCAAGGGCAGGCGGCACUGGGAGGGGGGUCCAGCAGCUCGCGCGCCGCUAGUCGCGCCAGUAGCCAAGGCCUUCUACUACUCGACAGCUCCUCACUUUCUGCUUUAGGCCGUUACUUUGAUCAUCUUAUGGCUAGUAUCGAACAACGGAUUAAUUACCUGAGUCAUGAAGCGCAGCGAUUUACCCAACUGCAAUAUGACGAAGCUGAUGGAAUCAUCGGCGGCGCCGACGCAGAAAUUGCUCGGUAUACCGAGAUUCUUCAGCAGCUGGAUGAGCUCGAGGUAGAUUUCGACCGUAUCGCCCACAUCAAGGAGAUUGUUAAGGGCUAUCGGUCAAGAGUUGAAAGUUUGGAGCGGGAUCUUGAGAGUAGUGGUAGCUCGAGCCGACACCGACACUCUUCGUCGCACCAUUCUUCCUCUCAUCGCAGCCAUGGUCACUCUCAUCGUCACAGCAGUUCUCAUCGUUCACGGCACUAAACAGAUCAUCUACCAGAUGGUGGGAAAGUGUGGCCGAGAUUACUCACUUACAAAAUAUUGUUACAGUAAAACAAAAGUCUAAAAAGAAGAAAAGAUUCGAAAAAGAAAAUAGGGGAGAGUUCGAAAAAGAGACGAAGUCCUGCGCGGGUUACACAGG
Molecule: messenger RNA, 928 nt
Organism: Fusarium oxysporum Fo47
Lineage: Eukaryota; Fungi; Ascomycota; Sordariomycetes; Hypocreales; Nectriaceae
Exons: 1
Coding region: 232-771 (179 amino acids)
Biological process (GO): endosome organization
Cellular component (GO): BLOC-1 complex
Source: RefSeq, a predicted model, not a curated record